UGAUCGAACUAACAAAUUGAAAUGCAUAAUUAAUAAUGGGAAUAGGGACACAUGGAAAGGACCUCGUGCGCUGGCAUUAAUUCUGUGACGUCCCGACAACGUGUCGCAAAUACGACAACAUUACGAAAACAUGAGCAGUCAUGGCGAGCUGAGGGGCAAUCCGGGCCGCACAUCGAAUAUAUUUCAAAUACGAAUCGACAGUGUUGACGAUGAGAGCCCCGCGCCCAUAACGGAGGCCAAUUCGCGUGAGGAUCUGAUUGGCAGUGCAGCGCGCGAGAGCGAGAUAGCAGCUGAGCAGUCGGUGUUUCAAUUUCCAAGAUUCCUUUCAGUGCCCACUCUACGCAAUUCGCAUCACAGCUCUUCUUUAAGCCCUUCCCGGCGACAAGUCGUCUCGAGUCCGGCCAAAAGUGAACGCAUGAUACGCAGCAAGCAGACCAAGAUACGCCCCAGAAGACUUAGCCAGGACAGCGGAAUAGUGGCCGGCCGUUUGGUUGGUUAUGCUGAGAGCCCUUUGAUUGAAUUGGAUUUGCAAUCGCCACCAGUGGAAGCCAGCACCACUGCCACUGAUAAUAUUUACAGCUUUCUGGAGGCAGAGCGACAAGCGGCCAGCCAUAGUCCAAUGCCAGCGGGUAAUCCCCUUACGCCCAAACCCACUUUGGAGCAGAACUCCAGCUCGGCAGCGUACACGGAGAAAUGGCUAAACUCCUCGAUGGUGCGCGGUAGCAACGGCUCAUAUUAUCAGAAAGUUAACUCCAUAGCCAUGCCGCUGCCUACGCAUCUGGAGACAGAUUCAGCAGAGCCGAGUCCCACGCAAGCUUUUGGGCCGCGUGUUGUGGGCAGCCAUGAUGAGGAUAUACCUGGUACCGCAAUGCGGCGUACGCUGGGCUUAAACCUGAGCCCAACACUGGGCGGACGCAAGUCCAGUCAGGCCGAGGAGUCUGUCCAACAGCCCUAUGAAAUAGUCGAGUCCUCGCACUCGAAUGUGCUGACCGAUCAGUUUAGCUACAGGCAAUUGUUACCCACAGAACGCAAGACAUCUACCGGGGAGAGCAGCAUUACCGGCAGCUAUCGGAGCAGUCGCAAGGCCAGCAAGAGCAACAGUUUGGCGGGCGAUGGCAGUGAGGAGCGCCGCAUAAGCAAGCAGGAUCGGGAGGGACUCGAUCCGGAGUCCCUGAUGUUUCGCGACGGGCGACGCAAGGUGGACAUGGUGCUGGCCUGGGAAGAGGAGGAUCUGGGCGUUAUGACGGAAGCGGAAGCACGACGGCGCGAUAUCAGGCGCAGUUUUAUUGAAAAUCUUGUUAAAGAGGGCCUCGAAGUGGAGCUGGAGGACAAGUCACAAUCGUUCAAUGAAAAAACAUUUUUCCUCAAGAUUCAUCUGCCUUGGCGUCUGGAAACUCGUCUGGCCGAGGUCAUGAAUCUAAAGCUACCCAUUAAACGAUUCAUAACCAUUUCCGUUAAGCCAUCUUGGGAUGAGGAGAACGUAGUCAUGCGGAAUGUGCAGUACUGGAAAGAUGUGUGGCAACGCUUAACCAAAAAGAUACAGCUUGAUCACAGCCUGCUGGAGGGCGAGACAACUUUUAAAGCAGCAACGUCUAAUGGCAAUCCAGAGGAGCAGUUCAUUGUUAAGGAUCGUGCCACGGCGUACACGAGUGCCCAGCGCUCGCUUAUGGUGAUGCAAGUGCUAAUACGCACACCCUACGACGAGACCGAUCGGAGUGGCAUACGACGACUGCUCAAUGAUGGCACCUAUCUGGGCUGUUUUCCAUUGCACGAGGGUCGCUACGAUCGACCGCAUUCGAGUGGCAUUUCGUUGGAUCGCCGUGUACUGUAUCAGACCUGGGCGCAUCCUUCGCAGUGGUACAAGAAGCAACCGCUGUGCCUGGUGCGCAAGUACUUCGGGGACAAAAUCGCACUCUAUUUCAGUUGGUUGGGCUUCUAUACCGAAAUGCUGGUCUAUCCGGCCGUUGUGGGCACUCUUUGCUUUAUAUAUGGACUGGCCACACUGGAGUCGGAGGAUAAUACGCCCAGCAAGGAGAUCUGCAAUGAGUACGGCACCGGCAACAUAACCCUAUGCCCGCUCUGUGAUAAGGCCUGCAGCUACCAAAGACUAUCCGAAUCAUGCCUGUUCUCACGACUGACAUACCUCUUUGACAAUCCAUCUACGGUAUUUUUCGCAAUCUUCAUGUCCUUUUGGGCUACCACCUUCCUGGAGCUUUGGAAACGCAAGCAAUCGGUGUUAGUGUGGGAAUGGGACCUUCAUAAUGUGGAAAUGGAUGAGGAGAAUCGGCCUGAGUUUGAGACGAAUGCGACCACAUUUCGAAUGAAUCCAGUGACACGAGAAAAGGAACCCUAUAUGUCCACAUGGAGUCGUGCCAUUCGAUUUGUCAUAACCGGAAGCGCGGUGCUCUUCAUGAUCGCCGUUGUGCUCUCUGCCGUGCUGGGCACCAUCAUCUACCGCAUAUCAUUGGUCUCGGUCAUCUAUGGCGGUGGCGGCUUCUUUGUGAAGGAGCAUGCCAAACUGUUCACCACAGUGACAGCGGCUUUGAUCAAUUUGGUGGUCAUCAUGAUAUUAACACGUAUCUAUCAUCGUAUGGCAAUUAAGUUAACAAAUCUGGAGAAUCCACGCACUCAUACCGAAUACGAGGAUUCGUAUACGUUCAAGAUAUUCUUCUUUGAGUUUAUGAACUUUUACUCGUCGCUCAUCUACAUAGCCUUCUUCAAGGGUCGCUUCUUUGACUAUCCCGGCGAUGAUCAGGCGCGACGCAGUGAGUUCUUUCGCCUCAAAAAUGAUAUAUGCGAUCCGGCGGGUUGCCUCUCCGAGCUAUGCAUACAAUUGGCUAUCAUUAUGGUGGGCAAACAGUGCUGGAAUAACUUUAUGGAGUAUCUGUUUCCCAAGUUCUGGAACUGGUGGCGCCAGCGAAAGCACAAACAGGCCACAAAAGACGAGUCGCAUUUGCACAUGGCUUGGGAACAGGACUAUCAUAUGCAGGAUCCGGGUCGCUUGGCACUCUUUGACGAGUACCUAGAAAUGAUACUCCAGUAUGGAUUUGUCACAUUGUUUGUGGCCGCAUUCCCGCUGGCUCCGCUUUUUGCGUUGCUCAACAAUGUUGCCGAAAUUCGUUUGGAUGCCUACAAGAUGGUCACACAGGCCAGGCGCCCCUUGGCGGAGCGUGUAGAGGAUAUUGGUGCGUGGUAUGGCAUAUUGCGCAUUAUUACCUAUACGGCCGUCGUGUCCAAUGCUUUUGUGAUCGCCUACACAAGCGAUUUUAUUCCGCGCGUCGUUUAUAAGUUCGUCUACUCGGAGUCCCACACUUUGGCUGGCUAUAUAGAGCACUCCCUGUCCAUAUUCAAUACAUCUGACUACAAGGAGGAAUGGGGCGCCACAAGCAGCGAAAAAGAUCCCGACACCUGCAAAUAUCGAGGCUAUCGCAAUGGCCCCAAGGACUAUGAGCCGUAUGGGCUUAGUCCGCAUUAUUGGCAUGUAUUUGCCGCACGCUUGGCGUUCGUCGUGGUGUUUGAGCAUGUGGUUUUUGUCCUAACCGGCAUCAUGCAGUUCAUCAUACCCGAUGUACCGUCGGAGGUGAAGACACAAAUGCAGCGCGAGCAGUUGCUUGCCAAGGAGGCCAAAUACCAGCACGGCAUCAAGCGAGCGCAGGGAGACAAUCAAGACAUAAUGAGCCUGUUCCGAGACGCUACCAGCCGCAGCUCCAUAGCUGGUGGCCAAAUGAACGCGCGCGGCAGCUGGGCACGCCGUUUCAGUCGCUUAAGCGAUGGCCUGGACGCCCAUGUGGAGGUCGCUGCACGUCCGCGUCGUUCGGUGGAGUCCACCGUAUGGGAGGUAUCCUGACACGAGGAGGAGGCCGAGUGCGAAACCCCAAGUCAAGCUAAAGGAUGAGACCGGCAGCAUAUGCCAUAAUCUCGAUCUCAGCUCUGUAAUACCAAUGCCUUAUGUCGUGUUAUUUCAUACUCAUUUUUUCAUCAUUUGUGUUUUGUGUAAAUAACUUUCGUUUUGAAUGUAUUAUAUAUAAAUAAA
Messenger RNA from Drosophila montana, 4033 nucleotides. RefSeq names its product anoctamin-4. The coding region runs from base 131 to 3847 and encodes 1238 amino acids. The record is from RefSeq and is a predicted model, not a curated record. The transcript is spliced from 14 exons. Gene Ontology annotation, molecular function: chloride channel activity; protein dimerization activity. Lineage: Eukaryota; Metazoa; Arthropoda; Insecta; Diptera; Drosophilidae. Gene Ontology annotation, biological process: chloride transmembrane transport. Gene Ontology annotation, cellular component: plasma membrane.